Messenger RNA from Colletotrichum gloeosporioides, 2139 nucleotides. Its product is annotated as 1-phosphatidylinositol 4 5-bisphosphate phosphodiesterase 1. Gene Ontology annotation, biological process: lipid metabolic process; phosphatidylinositol-mediated signaling. The transcript is spliced from 2 exons. Gene Ontology annotation, molecular function: phosphatidylinositol-4,5-bisphosphate phospholipase C activity. Lineage: Eukaryota; Fungi; Ascomycota; Sordariomycetes; Glomerellales; Glomerellaceae. Bases 1 to 2139 code for a protein of 712 amino acids. The record is from RefSeq and is a predicted model, not a curated record.
AUGGCGGACGCUGCAGCAGCAACCGCAACCGCAACCACAACCCAACCGACGGUGUCCCCCACGGGAACGGGCACCUCCACGCCCCAGGCAGGCGGCGGCGCCAGCGAACAUCACCGCACCGUCAAGUCACUCAACGAGUCUAUCCUGCCUCACCUCACCAAGAUCUUCAACGUCCACGCCAGCAAGGACGAUCAGAAAUGGCACAAGGAGCAGAUCGCAUCCUUUGUCAAGAACGUCCAAGCCGACGAGGAAGCCCUUGAGCAUCUCAAGGCGAUCGAGGGCGUUUCGGACAAGGAGCUGGAUUUUAAUGGUUUCCUGGACUACAUGACCUCUUCUCACUCCGCCAUCACACGCCCUGUUGUAGAGACGGACCUGACCUACCCCCUGUCGAGCUACUUCAUCAGCUCCAGCCACAACACAUAUCUUACCGGAAACCAGCUGUACAGUGAAUCGAGCACGCAUGCCUACAAGAACGUGUUGCAGAGAGGGUGCCGAUGCAUCGAGAUUGACGUCUGGGACGGCGAUGAUUCCGAUAAUGAGGAUGGCACCUCGGUCAGCAGCAGCGAUGAGGAGGUUGCUGCCGGGACCAAGGUGAAGAAGAGCCGACUGUCGAGGCUCAAGGAUAAGAUGCCGAGUUCACUGUCCAGCAGGCUCGAGAAGACGUCUCUGGGGAAGAAGAUGGAUGAGAGGAUCGAGAAGAAGGAGGGCACCAGCCCGCCUGCGGCGGCGGCGGCAACUACAACGAAGUCGGCAGCGGAUGCAACGACUACGAAGCCGUCAACGGAUGCAACAACCAUGAAGCCGGUAACGGAUGCAACAACUACGACAAGUCCGCCCGCUGAAGGGCUGGAGGUUGAGUUGGUGAAGACGCCGUCACCUAGGCCAUACGGCAUCGAGCCUCAAGUGUUCCACGGAUACACGCUCACCAAGGAGGUCCCCUUCCGCCACGUUUGCGAGACCAUUCGCGAUUAUGGCUUUGUCGCGUCGGACACGCCCCUGAUUGUCAGCCUGGAGGUUCACUGUAGCGCACAACAACAGGAGGUCAUGGUGAAGAUUAUGCAAGACUGCUGGACGGACCUGUUGAUACCGACACCUGACGUCGACGCUGCAGAACUGCCACGACCGGCGGACCUAAAGGGCAAGAUCUUGGUAAAGGUCAAGUACGCACCGCCGACGGGUGACGCUGUGGAAUCGGAUGAGGGUGACGACGCGGCAGCUGGUGAAGCCCCUCACCAGAAGGCUGCCGCCGCGAACAAGAAAAAGUCCAAGAUUAUUCAGGCACUGAGCAGGCUGGGCAUCUACACACGGGGUGUCUCGUUCAAGUCACUCGCGCAGCCUGAGGCGUCGAUGCCAACGCACAUUUUCUCGCUGUCGGAGAAGGGCGUUAUGGAGGUCCACGAGAAGCAGCCCGAAAUUCUAUUCCACCACAACAGGCACUACCUGAUGAGGGCUUAUCCUUCUGGCCUGCGUAUCGGGUCCUCCAACCUAGACGCUCCUGUCUUUUGGCGCAGGGGCAUCCAGAUUGUUGCGCUCAACUGGCAGAAUUGGGACGAGGGGAUGAUGCUCAAUGAGGCCAUGUUCGCGGGCACGUCUGGUUAUGUUUUGAAGCCCGAGGGCUACCGCUGUAUCAAGGCCGGCUCACCGCCACCUGCCCCCGACGCGGCAAAAGACGUGCCGCAGAUCGCAUACAAGACCCUUGACCUUCAAAUCGACGUCCUGGCUGCCCAAAACCUCCCUCUUCCUCCUGGCGACACCAAGGUCUCCGGCUUCAAGCCCUACGUCAAGGUUGAGAUUCACGUCGAAUCCCCCGAGGAACGCCUGCCCGGCGCGCACAUCAAGAACGACGGCCACGAGCAGGAGGGCGAGUACAAGGCCAAGACCAAGUCCAACAGGGGUAUCGACCCCGACUUCAAGGGCGAGGAGCUCAAAUUCACGGGCGUGCCAGGCGUCGUGGAGGAGUUGACAUUUGUGAGAUUCACCGUUAGAGACGACGAGAUCGGACGGGACGACUUGGCUGCGUGGGCGGCUGUGAGACUGGACCGUUUGAGGGGCGGAUUCCGCUUCGUUCAUCUGAUGGAUUGUGACGGCAAGUUGACGGAUAGUGUGAUCCUUGUGAGGAUCACCAAGAAGGUUUACUAA